This is a messenger RNA of Selaginella moellendorffii, 1914 nucleotides long. RefSeq names its product pentatricopeptide repeat-containing protein At4g02750-like. Bases 1 to 1914 code for a protein of 637 amino acids. Gene Ontology annotation, molecular function: protein binding. Lineage: Eukaryota; Viridiplantae; Streptophyta; Lycopodiopsida; Selaginellales; Selaginellaceae. The record is from RefSeq and is a predicted model, not a curated record. The transcript has a single exon.
AUGACAAUUAUCGGGAAAUCAUCACGGAUGCCCCACCGCUGCGCGAUUACCCAGCCGCCACCGGCAUUGCGUCCGCAAUCGCCAUCGCAUCUUCCACCAUACCUUAAAGAACACGAAAUCGUCCCCUUUGCCGCUCCAUCGCCACAGCAAAACCCUAGCAAUUGUUCUUCCAUGAUUGCGUCAUCCACUAGUAUAACAAAUCUUACUAUGGAUGAGAGGGCUCAUUGUGUAGAGCUUAUUAAAUCGUGCACAACCAUUUACAAGGCUCUAGAGGUCCACUCCAAGAUCCCCAAAUCGAUCAUAUCAGACACAUACGUUGCCAAUCUUUUGAUUAAAAUGUAUUCUCGCUGUGGGAGCUUAGAUCGCGCGAGGCAAAUCUUCGAAACUUUGCCCACCAAGAACGUCUUCACUUGGGCAACGAUGCUUUCCUCGUACGCUCACGGAGGGAAUCUGGGAGAAGCGAGGAGGAUAUUCGACGCCAUGCCAGAGAGGGACCUCGUCUCGUGGAAUGCGCUGCUGAGCGCAUAUUCUAAGCUUGGGUAUCUGGAAGAGACACGGGCAUUUUUUGACACAAUGAAAGAAAAGAAUCACGUCUCGUGGAAUGCGAUGCUGGCUGCGAAUAUACAACACGGCAGCCUUGAAGAUGCAAAAGGCAUCUUCGACAAGAUGCCCGAGUGGGACACGGUAUCGUGGACGGCGAUGCUCGCGGCAUAUGCCCAAUCUGGGUAUAUUCUAUUCGCCAAGCAGCUGUUUGACGGGAUGCCCUUCCGGGAUUUGGUGACGUGGAACGCAAUGCUUUCUGGUUAUGUCCAAAGCAAGAAUAUAGAAAAAGUACUUUUCCUUUUUAAUUCCUUCCCGGAACGAGAGCUAGUCUCGUGUACCACUGUGCUGACUGUAUAUGCCCAAGCCGGGCAUAUGGAAGAUGCGAAAAGAAUCUAUAAGGCCAUGAAGGAAAGGGAUCUGGUCACCAACAAUGCGCUCUUGUGCGGAUAUUCCCAGUAUAAAACCUUGGAAGAUACGAAGUGCUUUUACGACAAUAUGCCUGAGCAUGACCAUGUUUCUAAAUCUACAAUGCUCUCUGCAUUUGCCCAAAACGGGUAUCUAGACGAAUCUCAGGCACUUUUAAUUAGUGUAAAAGAAAAUCUUAUGGCCCAAACCAGCAUGCUGUGCGCAUAUGCUGAAGAUGGGCGUCUUAGCGAUGCAAAAAGAAUAUUUGAUGCGAUGCCUGAAAGAGAUCUCGUUGCAUGGAAUGCAAUACUCUACGCUUAUGCCCAAAACGGGCAUCAAGAGGCCGCGGCAAGUAUAUUCCACACAAUGGAUGGCCGAGAUGCGAUUUCCUGGAACGCAAUGUUAUCGAUGUACGCUUGGCAUGGUUUGCUUGCCAAAGCCGAACAAAUAUUUUACACUAUGGAAGAACCAAACAUUAGCUCUUGGAAUGCUUUGUUAGCGGCAUAUGCCCAAAGAGGGCACCACCUUAGAGUUCUUGAAACGUUUCACUCCAUGAAAGUUAUCAACGAUCCAGAUGAAAUCUCGUGGAUUUGCGGACUGCUGGCAUGCAGCCACGUAGGCAGUGUCAAUCUUGGGUGGUGUUUUUACGUAUCGCUCAACAUCGACUUUGGUUUCCAGCCGAGCAAGCAAAUCUAUAGCUGCAUGGUCGAUCUUCUUGGAAGAAUGGGGUAUAUGGAAGAUGCAGCGGAUCUUCUCCACAGCAUGCCAUUCGUUCCAGAUUCGCUGGACUGGACAAGCUUUCUGGGAUCAUCGAUUGCGCACAAGGAUUUCAAGCGCGGCGUCAAUGCAGCUGGGCUUAUUCUCAGGCAGUAUUCCCACAAUGGAGGAGCUUACAUUGCUCUUGCAAGCAUCUACUCAUCGAGGCGGAAUGUUCAAUUGAGCAAUAAGGAUGCAUUUAGUAUGUGA